AUGGAUGCGGCGGACAAGCGCAUGCUGGAUCGCGAGGCGCUCCGCACCAUGAUCCAGCAGUGGAACGCGAACCGUCUCGAUCUGUUCGAACUCAGCGAACCGAACGAGAAUUUGGAGUUCCAUGGUGUGAUGCGUUUCUAUUUUCAAGACUCAGGUCAGAAGAUAGCUACAAAAUGCAUACGUGUAGCGUCGGAUGCGACUGUGAGCGAUGUUAUAGAAACGCUGAUCGAGAAGUUCCGUCCGGACAUGCGAAUGCUGUCGCUGGGCUCGUACUCGCUGUGGGAGACCCACGGGCCUGACGACGAGCGCCGUCUUGAGCCGCACGAGAAACCACUGCUCGUACAACUUAACUGGCACACAGAGGACCGCGAGGGAAGAUUCCUGCUCAAGUGCCUUACUAAUAAUGAGGUGCCUUUGUCUACAGUUAAUGAAAAAGCAGACCAGAAUUUUAAACGAAAAUUGUCAAAACGAGAAAAGAAAGAAUUAAAAAAGAAAGAAAAGCUAUCGAGGUUAAAAUCUGACACUAAUGAUGAAAAUCGACCGGUUGCUGAAAAACUAUACACAGAAUUGCCGGAGACCUCGUUCACGCGCAGCAUCAGUAACCCAGAAGCGGUGAUGCGGCGACGACGACAGCAGAAGCUCGAGCGGAAGUUGCAGCAAUUCCGCAGCAAAGACGGCGGUCCAGAUACCGGUGGGACAUUGAAGAUAUACGGCUCAUCGCUGUGCCCAGACGUUCCAUAUAAGACACUACUGGUAUCCGUUGGUGACACGGCGGCAGCGGUGGUGAGAGAGAUGCUCGACAAGUACGGCCUAUCAAGACACGACCCCCAUCACUACUGCAUAGUUCAGGUGGAUACAACCGACAAUUCUGAGUAUAUACUGGACGACGACGAAUGUCCACUCGCCAUCGUGAUGACACAUCACCAUCACAGCUCCAUCAUGUUCCACGUGCGGCGGCGGCCGGCGGACGCUCAGCCGCGGCGACGUAAGAAGAAGGCCGGCGGCAGCAUCGGCAGCGGCGGUAGACCCGGCAGCGAGCCCGUGCUGUUGGAGGUCACGCCCGAUGGUACCGCGCUAGAAAACGGCCGCCGGCUACGCAUCACUGACGUCGUCGAGGUGGGUUCGGGAAACGGCACUGCACUGCAACUAUACGGACCGUCCAUACAGCCGCGGCACUGCGUGGUGGCGCCCGCCGACGGCGGUGGGUACACGGUCACGCCUCUCCACGCCGACGCCCACGUAUACCUCAACGGACGCCGCGUUACGCAUACGCAACGAUUACAGCAUGGUUGCCUGCUUAAAUUCGGGAGAAUUUCAACAUUUCGCUUCAUAGACCCUAUGCAAGAGAACAUUCUCAAUAGGAAUCUUUCACAAUCACAACACUUCGGUUCAGGCUCCAUAUAUGACAGAAUGAGCGCCGUAGUACCUGCAGCGCGACCUGGACAGGAAGCCAUCUUGCCGGCCGUACUAGAGUUCCCUGAACAGGGCCAGGCUCAGUUCUUGGCCGCGGUGAUAACACGGCUAGAUCCGCACGCGCCCGCCUUCAAACUCGCACCAGUCUACACAUUGUACUUGUGCGCAAGAUAUCGAGCGUCCACACACUACCGGCCAGAAUUAACUCCAACGGAGCGAGCCCAUAAACUCACAGCGUUCCUACAUCACGUCGCCACUCUCAUUCACGAAACUGUACAGCAAAGAUGCAACGACUCCGCAGCUCAAGCAUUUUGGAUGGCUAACGCCAGUGAAUUACUACAUUUCUUAAAGUGCGAUCGACACAUAUCGUCUUUUUCGACACAAGCUCAAGAUUUGUUGCCAACCACCGUGCAAAAUGCCUUUAGCAACCUAGUGUCCUGUUUCCAAGAAGAACUAUCUCGCGCGCUCGCCACUUUAACUAAUCCCAGUAUAAUCGAUGCGACUGAAGCGACAGCGCCCACGCUGCAGACGUUGGCCGCCGCUAUGGUGUUGUUGCGACGUUGUCGUGUUAAUGCUGCCCUCACUAUACAACUCUUCUCGCAUCUCUUCCAUUACAUCAACGCUGUAUGCUUCAAUAAGUUGGUUACUGAGCCAGGCACGAUCAGUGCGCGAUGGGGCGCGGCUCUAUCGGCUCGGUUCGCGCUUCUGGCCGCGUGGGCGGAACGUCAGGGACUCGAGAUAGCUGCCGACUGUCAUCUGGCGCGUACGCACCAAGCUGCACGUCUUAUACAAGGCGAGUAUCGUACAGCGGACGAGGCUCGUGCGGCACUAUCCGCUUGCUUCAAACUGAAUUCUGUGCAAGUGAGAGCGUUGCUCGCUCCACUCACUCCGCCCGAAGUACUCGAAGCUGCCGUCAAUCACGCUCGUGCACUCUCCGAUGAAUUACAUCGUUCAGACGGCCGCGAGAUACGUUUGGAGGAGAGCGUGUGGCUGGGCACCGGGCUGCUGAUCCCCGGCGACGGGUUCAGCGCGGAGGUGGUGCGCGGCGUGCCGCCGGGACUGGCCGAGUUCGUGGCGCCGCUGCAGCGCGGCGGGCUGUGCCGCCUGGCGCACCAGCCGCACGCGCUCGGCGCCUGGACCGUGUACAUGGGCAGCGCCGGCCCGCCGCGCGCGCCCGACCCGCGCCUCACCAUCGUGCAGCUCAACAAGAACUCGAGCGGCAUGGGGCUCAGCAUCGUCGCCGCCAAGGGAUACGGCCAGAACAAGCUUGGCAUCUAUAUCAAGUCCGUAGUGGCGGGCGGAGCGGCAGCCGCAGACGGGCGACUAGCAGCCGGCGAUCAACUGUUAUCGGUAGAUGGACAAUCGCUAGUCGGAAUAACACAAGAGAAGGCAGCAGAAUACCUGAUGCGUACUGGUCCUGUAGUGACGCUGGAGGUGGCUAAGCAAGGGGCCGUCUUACACGGUCUCGCUACGCUGCUCCAUCAGCCCGCAUACUCGCAGAAACCAGGGUCGGCGGGUGUAGUUGGGACAGUGGGCCCGGGUGGACGGCGUUUGUCAGAACGCGACCUAUCACGAUUGCCCGCUGAGCCGGUCAAACCGAGCAAGAGUACUCCCGCGCUACAUCACGCUCAUCCAGCAUCACACCAUCCUCAGAGAUGGUCAUCGUUGCGUAGCUCGACUGGCAGUAAUCGUCCACAGUCUGCACACUUCGCCGCCGCAGCCGCCGAUCAACAAUCGAAUGAUGCACAUAUACAUCAACAGAUGUCGGCUCGUUCGGCGAAAUUAGCGGAGAUGUCAGAAGAAGUGAACAGGCGCAUCCAGCAGCAGCAGCAACAACAGCAGCAGCAGCAGUUCCAGCAGAAGCAGCAACCGAUCCAGCCGCAGAUGCAACCUGCUAUGCAGCCCGGGCACAAUCACCGACAGAUCGCGAGUCCGCCAAUGGUGACGAGUGGGUACGCGGGCCCUCCGCAACCGCCUCUAUCGCCGCCGCCCACGCAUAGUCCUUUAUAUCAUAACAAUCCGCAGCCACACCAGCAACAGAGGUAUGAUUGGCACCAGCCUGGACCACCGUCGCCGCACAGAUCACAACCUCCUGUAGCUCCAAAACCACAGAAUGGAAGGCGGUCCGAGAACGAGAUGGAAGAACAAUUCCAACAGUCGCAACAAGUGCCCUCUGGAGUCACAGUACAGCCAGACGACGAACGGUACGUGGCCAGCGCGCUGGAGCCCCCCGCGGUGUCGGUGUACCCGGCGGGCGGCGCGGGGGCGGGGGCGGGGGCGCGCGCUCAGCCCCCACACAACCCCUGGCAGCGGGAGGAGCGCGAGCGGCAAGCUGAGGCGAGGCGGCAAGCUAACCGCGCGCGCAGGGACGCAACAAUCGCCCAACUGGUAGCCCUGGGAGCGGCUCGUACACCCGUACAGAAUCAACAGCUGCGUGCGUUACAGCUAGAGAGAGAUUUCGAGCGACGAGCCACGCAACAUGAUCAGGAGGAGGGUGCUGCAACGGAAGGAGGGGUUGAAGAAGAUGAGGAUGAACCCGAAGAAGAACAGCGCGGUCCCCCUCAACCCCCCGCGCACAUGCAGCUCCAUCAACACCCACAUCCGCCCAAGUCCAUACUGAAGGUCAACACGAGACCAGAAUUAGCCAACGGUUCCGAGUCAAAUGGAAGCAAAUCGCGUGUCCGAAGUAACGGGCAGCAUGGGCGCGUUGACCGUGAGCUCGGCGGGUACUCACACGGCGAGUGGUCACAGUCAGGGCGCGGGGGCGGCCCCGCCGCCGCCGCCCGCGCGCGGCUCCUCCUUCGCUGUGAUGGCGGGACGGACCAGGACCGUCCAUCAUCAUGCAUAUUUGUGUGUAUGUACAGAUCUCCGGUGAGCGGUGGUCGUGACAAGCGCGUCUCGUUCCACGAGCGGGCGGCGGCGCCGAGUCCCACCCCCGCGCCCCCGCCCGCGCCCCCUUCCACCUCGCCCCCGCCCCUCGACCCGCAACCCAGGGAGGACCCCGAUCGGUUCAUCGAAGAGGCGGAAAAUAUGUUAUCGGGCGGUGUAUCACCCGGAGCGCCUGCGACCACGCAUACGCCCGGGGUAAUUGGUGCCCAAGAAGUUUACAGAGAUCCGCGCGCCCGGCGGCUGGCUGAGCAGCAGGCGCGCGUCACCGCCGCUCCGGUACCGGAACAACUGUCCUUCAAGGAGAAGAUGAAAAUGUUCGCACUCGAGUCCGGAGAGAAUUCCACACCCAAGGACAAGGUUAAAAUAUCUCGAGCUCAACGUGACAUCGACGCAGUACACUAA
This is a messenger RNA of Diatraea saccharalis (sugarcane borer), 4704 nucleotides long. Lineage: Eukaryota; Metazoa; Arthropoda; Insecta; Lepidoptera; Crambidae. The record is from the annotation of a GenBank genome assembly.